AUGCGUCUCUCUGCCUCUUUCUGCCUCCUCGCCAUCCUACCUGCCGUCUCGCUCGCGGCUCCGUUUGAGCCCGUGAAGAAAGCGCUGCAGAUCCCGCUCAAGCGUCAUGCUUCGUUCGUCCAAGAGGACGGCGUCGUAGACAUCUCUGCGCUCGCAAACCAUAUGGCCGCCUCGACCGCUAAGAUAAACGCAGGCUUCUCCAUCUUCGAAACCAACACCGGCACCGUCCACUCCCUCGCCUCCACCGUCUCCUCCGCCCUCUCCUCCCUCGGCCUCUCCCGCCGCUCAACUGGGGCCGUCUCCCUCGCCGACCAGUCCCAAAUCAUGUGGACCGGCAACCUCACCGUCGGCACGCCCCCGCAGAGCUUCACCGUCGAUUUCGACACGGGCAGCUCCGACAUGUUUUUGGCGGGCGCGGACUGCGGGAGUACGUGUGAGGGGAGGACGUUGUAUGAUCCGAGCAAGAGCAGCUCCGCGACGGAUAUGGGGAAGAAUUUUACGUUGAAUUAUGGAGAUGGGAGUCAAGUGCAGGGAAAACAGUGGAGCGAUACGGUCACGGUGCAGGGUCUGACGACCUCGAACCAAACCGUCGGCGCCGCAUCGACCUACUCCACCUCCUUCCAAAUGGACGGCCUCAUCGGUCUAGGCUUCCAAUCCAUCUCCGUCUACAACCAACCCCCGCUCUUCCAAUCCCUCGCCUCAGCCGGGCAACUCGACUCCUCCGUCUUCAGCUUCAAACUCUCCACCUCCGACUCCGAGCUCUUCCUCGGCGGGACGAACGAUGCGCUCUACAGCGGCGACAUCACCUACACCGACGUCACCCAAGAGGGCUACUGGCAAGUCCAAAUGGACUCUCUCUCGCUCGUGGCGAACGACUCCACGGCGACGCAGAUGUCGGGCUCUACGGCGUCGAUUAUCGAUUCGGGGACGACGCUGGUGUUGGGCGAUAAGACGAGCGUGGCGGCGUUUUAUGGGAACGUGACGGGCGCGAAGGAGAUUGAGGGACAGAGUGGGAUGUGGAGUGUGCCGUGCGAUGGGGUGCCGACGGCGAGUAUGAGCUUUGGAGGGCAGAGCUUCGAUAUUGAUCCGAGUACUUUCUCGUUGGGGCUUGUGAGUGCUGGGUCGAGCGAUUGUGUGGGUGGGAUUGCGGCGACGUCGACUUCGUUCUGGAUCAUCGGAGACGUGUUCAUGCAGAACGUCUACUCCGUCUUCGACGUAGACCAGAAACGCGUCGGGUUCGCUACCCUCGCUUAA
Molecule: messenger RNA, 1254 nt
Organism: Stereum hirsutum FP-91666 SS1
Lineage: Eukaryota; Fungi; Basidiomycota; Agaricomycetes; Russulales; Stereaceae
Product: acid protease
Exons: 4
Coding region: 1-1254 (417 amino acids)
Biological process (GO): proteolysis
Molecular function (GO): aspartic-type endopeptidase activity
Source: RefSeq, a predicted model, not a curated record